Molecule: messenger RNA, 2857 nt
Organism: Drosophila serrata
Lineage: Eukaryota; Metazoa; Arthropoda; Insecta; Diptera; Drosophilidae
Gene: eEF2
Product: eukaryotic translation elongation factor 2
Biological process (GO): translational elongation
Cellular component (GO): cytosol; ribonucleoprotein complex
Molecular function (GO): translation elongation factor activity; ribosome binding; GTPase activity
Source: RefSeq, a predicted model, not a curated record
UUGCACGCUCUUUCCUGUCGAAACGCCAAUUCAGGCGUGUAGUGUUUUUUUGGUCCGCGAGAAAAUCUCCAAACAUCCAAAAUGGUCAACUUCACCGUCGACGAAAUCCGUGGCCUCAUGGACAAGAAGCGGAACAUCCGCAACAUGUCUGUGAUCGCUCACGUUGACCACGGCAAGUCCACCCUGACCGAUUCGCUCGUGUCCAAGGCCGGAAUUAUUGCCGGAGCGAAGGCCGGUGAGACCCGUUUCACUGACACCCGCAAGGAUGAGCAGGAGCGCUGCAUUACCAUCAAGUCGACCGCUAUCUCCAUGUACUUCGAGGUGGAAGACAAGGAUCUGGUGUUCAUCACUCAGCCCGAUCAGCGCGAGAAGGAGUGCAAGGGUUUCCUGAUUAACCUGAUCGACUCGCCCGGUCACGUGGACUUCUCCUCCGAAGUGACCGCCGCUCUUCGUGUGACCGACGGUGCUCUGGUCGUCGUGGAUUGCGUAUCCGGCGUGUGCGUGCAGACUGAGACCGUGUUGCGUCAGGCUAUUGCCGAGCGCAUCAAGCCCAUUCUUUUCAUGAACAAGAUGGACCGUGCUCUACUGGAGCUGCAGUUGGAUGCUGAGGAGCUGUACCAGACCUUCCAGCGCAUCGUGGAGAACGUGAAUGUCAUUAUUGCCACCUACAACGAUGAUGGUGGUCCGAUGGGUGAGGUGCGUGUGGACCCCUCCAGAGGAUCCGUGGGCUUCGGCUCCGGCCUGCACGGCUGGGCCUUCACCCUCAAGCAGUUCUCUGAGAUGUACUCUGAAAAGUUCAAGAUCGAUGUGGUGAAGCUAAUGAACCGUCUGUGGGGAGAGAACUUCUUCAAUGCCAAGACCAAGAAGUGGCAGAAGCAGAAGGAGGCCGAUAACAAGCGUUCUUUCUGUAUGUACAUUUUGGAUCCCAUCUACAAGGUGUUCGACGCCAUCAUGAACUACAAGAAGGAGGAGAUUGGUGUGUUGCUUGAGAAGAUCGGAGUCACUCUUAAGCACGAGGACAAGGACAAGGACGGCAAGGCUCUGCUUAAGACCGUUAUGCGCACCUGGCUGCCAGCCGGUGAGGCUCUGCUUCAGAUGAUUGCCAUCCAUCUGCCAUCGCCGGUUGUUGCCCAGAAGUACCGUAUGGAGAUGUUGUAUGAGGGUCCCCAUGAUGAUGAGGCUGCUAUCGCCGUGAAGAACUGCGACCCCGACGGUCCCCUCAUGAUGUACAUCUCUAAGAUGGUGCCGACCUCCGACAAGGGUCGUUUCUACGCCUUCGGCCGUGUGUUCUCCGGCAAAGUGGCCACUGGCCAGAAGUGCCGCAUCAUGGGCCCCAACUAUACACCCGGCAAGAAGGAGGAUCUGUACGAGAAGGCCAUUCAGCGCACCAUUCUCAUGAUGGGCCGUUACGUCGAGGCUAUUGAGGAUGUGCCCUCUGGCAACAUCUGCGGUCUUGUCGGUGUCGAUCAGUUCCUGGUUAAGACUGGCACCAUUACCACCUUCAAGGAUGCGCACAACAUGAAGGUCAUGAAGUUCUCCGUUUCGCCUGUCGUGCGUGUGGCUGUGGAGCCCAAGAAUCCCGCCGAUCUGCCCAAGCUUGUGGAGGGUCUGAAGCGUCUGGCCAAAUCCGAUCCUAUGGUGCAGUGCAUCAUUGAGGAGUCUGGAGAGCACAUCAUUGCUGGUGCCGGUGAGCUGCAUUUGGAAAUUUGCCUGAAGGAUCUGGAAGAGGAUCACGCUUGCAUCCCCUUGAAGAAGUCCGAUCCCGUGGUGUCGUACCGCGAGACAGUGUCCGAGGAAUCUGACCAGAUGUGUCUGUCAAAGUCGCCCAACAAGCACAACCGUCUGCUGAUGAAGGCCCUUCCCAUGCCUGACGGUCUGCCCGAAGAUAUCGAUAAUGGUGACGUGAGCUCUAAGGACGAGUUCAAGUCCCGUGCUCGUUACCUGUCUGAGAAGUACGACUACGAUGUGACUGAGGCCCGUAAGAUCUGGUGCUUCGGUCCCGACGGCACCGGACCCAACUUCGUCCUCGACUGCACCAAGUCCGUGCAGUACCUGAACGAAAUCAAGGACUCUGUUGUUGCUGGCUUCCAGUGGGCCUCCAAGGAGGGUAUCCUGGCUGACGAGAACAUGCGUGGAGUUCGCUUCAACAUCUACGAUGUGACCCUGCACGCUGAUGCCAUCCAUCGUGGAGGUGGCCAGAUCAUUCCAACUACUCGUCGUUGUUUGUAUGCCGCCGCUAUCACCGCCAAGCCGCGUUUGAUGGAGCCCGUUUAUCUGUGCGAGAUCCAAUGUCCCGAGGUGGCUGUUGGUGGUAUCUACGGUGUGCUGAACAGGCGUCGUGGCCAUGUGUUCGAGGAAAACCAGGUUGUGGGAACGCCCAUGUUCGUGGUGAAGGCAUAUCUGCCCGUCAACGAGUCGUUCGGGUUCACUGCCGAUCUACGCUCCAACACCGGUGGCCAGGCCUUCCCCCAAUGCGUCUUCGAUCAUUGGCAAGUGCUGCCCGGCGAUCCGUCCGAGCCUGCUAGCAAGCCUUACCAGAUUGUCCAGGACACGCGUAAACGCAAGGGACUGAAGGAAGGUCUGCCCGAUCUGUCCCAGUACUUGGACAAGUUGUAAAUCACCAUUUUUCCCUACCCAAUCCCCACACAAGAACAUCGAUGUGCAGCUGGCUGAGCGGGAAGAACCUAGAACAAAGUGGAGAUACCGAAAACGACAUACAAAUUCAGUUGGCCAAUUAUUACAUCUGAGGCCGUUGGCAGUGUUUUAAAUCAAAUAAAAACACAAAAACAUUAAAGAAAUUUUGAUGAUUAUUAAUUGUAUAACAGUAAAACAACAUAAUAAAUCAAGUAAAUGAUUA